AUGGCGGAGCAUACUGCAGCGGCGGCCGUUGCUAUCCCCUUCGCCGGUGGCGCGUUCCCCUUGCUGAAAAAAAGCCAGCCCCGCGCUCCCCCUCUCCGCGCCGCGCUUUGUCCCGCCUCCUGCUCCACCGACCGCCUCCUGCCCUGCCUUGCCGCGCUCCGCCGGCGGCGUCCUGUCCCGCCCGGCGUCGCCGCGCUCCACCGGCCGCCUUCUGCGCCGCCCCGCCUCACCGUCCUCCGCUGCCCGCCUCCUGCCCUGCCUCGCCUCGCUCCGCCGGCGGCCUCCUGCGCCGCCUUGCCUCCCCGCGCUCCCCCGGCCACCUCCUGUGCCGCCCUGCCUCGCCGAGCUCCGCCGGCCGCCUUCUGCGCCGCCCCAUCUCACCGUGCUCCGCCGGCCGCCUCCUGCCUCACACCAUGGAGAACAGCGACAGGCGGCUGCCAACGGACGGAUACAGACAGAGGAGGGUUAGAGAGGUGCGCGGAAGGCCGACGAGGUUGCGCGGCGCCGGAUCCAGAGUUCGGGGUGGUGCCAUGGUUGCUCGGUGAGCUCCUGCAGGGGAAGAUGGCGGGGCAAGAUUUGAAGGGAGAUGGGAGAGAGAAGGGAAAGGGAUUGGCCGGCGGGGAUUCUGCUGCUCACCGGCGAAUAUCGAGCGCUUGGGCACCAUGCGAGGCUGCGGCUCCGGGCGGUUGGAGACGCAGCCUUAGGAAAGCUGUUGCUGCUUUCGAGUGCGAGCGUCGCUCCGUUGAGUCCGACGGACGAAGGAUUAGGGGAGGGGAGGGCUGUGGAGACUUCGAGGCGGCUGGUGGAGGCGUUGGCCUUGUCGGAAGGCCGGAGGAGGUGACUGGUGGCGGCUCGCCAUGGCUGCACUUCAGGGGAGCGGAGGUAGGCAUUCGAUGGCCAGUCCGUGUGGAUGUAGAUGAGACCUAGCCGUGAUGAACAAAUAGUAGUAGACUGUGUUGGACUGCUGGUCUUUUCCUCCUAUCUGAAUUUUCUGCAGAUGAGAUCCAGCCAUGAUAAACAAAUAGCAGCAAGCCGUGCUGCUCUUUUAUCUAUCUGAAUUUUGUGCAACUCAGAUCCACCAAGGAAGAGAUGGAUGAGGCCGUGCUGCUCCUUUCAUCUAUCUCAAUUGCUAUAUGAAAAGCUCUGAAUUUCCAAUUAGGUAAAUAUCACCACUAACUCUCAUUUUCAAGCAUAGUAUAUGUGCUUCUGCAUAUAAAGAAUAUGCGUGCUUCUUUCAUUUUCUCUGUUCAAACUUAUACUGCAGCAGAUAGAUACAUUUGUAUACGGCACUACCAUUUGUGUCUUGUCUGAUAUAGUUCUUUUUUAAGGAUUGAACAACAUCAGUUAUUUUUUAGGGUUAAACAACAUCAGUUAGUUGUACUUGCUUGAAGUCUUGACCUUGAGCAUAACCUGAUAUCAACAAGCAAAAACAUUUGUUUUAAUGUAUGCAAAUAGUCACAUUGUCUGUUUAGUUGAGGGUCGUUUUUCAGUACAUGAAUUUGCUGCACUGUCAUGUAAAAGAAUUUGCACUGAUGCUAAUCAUAGUUCUAUGUAACUGAAUCAACAUGGUAUGUAAUCCUUCUCGACAUGAGUUACAAGUUCUUUAUUUAUUAUCCUGUUAAUUUAGUACUAAGUAAUUUUGACGUGAAGCUCUGCCUUUGUAAGCAGCCAUGAAAGACCGAUCAGAAGCGAGGUCCUUGCUGCUCGUGUCUCCUUGCUGGUGGCAACCGGACCUUCUUCUUGCCAGCGACAGGCAGGAAUCCGGUAAGUGGCCGCCAAAUAAGUACAGAUUACGGAAGAGACCUAAGUCCGACCAACGGCCAGCUCCCAGUUACUCGCUGCAAUUCCCACAUCCACCUCAAAUGGGAUAAGCGCUCCAGGCGAGGCGUCCCCGGCUAGGAGCAGAUCUGGAUCCCAUGGGUCCACCUCUCCCCAUUCGUUGGAUCUUUUCUCCCCAGCCGUGGCCACUCCUCAGGUUCGCUGGCUGAUGUCACGCCUGUUCCAAGGCAGGUUUUUCCCAGGGGAACCUCCUGGGGUGUGUCCUACAAGGUAGAAGUUUCUUGCUCGGUUCCUUUUGUUUGGGAUGAUCCAGAUGAGAUAGUGCAUCAGUUACUCACAGGAAGAAACCACCACAAUGAGAAUCCUCUUCUAAUCUGGCAAGUACUAUUCCUACUUGAUUGACGAACAUUGUAUCUGUAGUAUCUCUCAUUGUGCACUGUUGGUUAUGUUGUAUUACUUCUGCGGCUUUUUUCAUAUUUUAACAAUGGAAUUUUGUGUUAGGAACUGAGAUUCACUAGAUUUCAUAUUCUGCUUUAUUUUUUGAAUACUGAAAGUGCGUACCCAAUCUUAAUAAAGACUGGAAUCGAAUUGUCUCACGAAUGACUGAUAUUGAUUUUUUUAACACAACAUUUUCUUGUGAUGACACAACUUUAGUUAGUAGGUUUCGCAAAGGUCACCAAGUAUCAGUUAUCUACCAUUUAAAUCUCGAGUAGUGCCGGCACGAGGCAUGAGCUGUGGGCGUGGGCAGCAGGUAGACUGCCCCUUAUGCUGAAUUUAAUUACAGUUGAAAAUUAUGCAAUCAUGAAUGCCAUUAUGAUUUGAUGAAUUUAACUACAGUUGCAGCUCUUUUAUCAUCUGAACAAUUAGUUUGAAAGGUCCUACAAAUUACUGUAGCUGAAACUUUAAAGAUUAACCAACUAUGUUCUCCUUGAUCCUGUAAAAAAUAUUUUAUUCAUUUGAAAUUAUAUGCAGUGUUUAUGCAAGCCAAUAAUAUGAGAUACUAGAAAGCAAACGAAGAAACUGAUUACUUCCAUUGUGUAAAUCAUAUUUCUGAAUGUAACCUACUUAUUUCACCAUUCUCUUUAUUUGGAUACACAUGGCUCUAUUUUAAUAAAUCUCCAGUUUAUCCUAUAUGAUAUGCAGGCCCUCGUUUCUUUUCUUGGUAAUAUUUGUUUGUAUGAAAUUUUCAGUGUACAACAUAGUUUCUUUUAAAUGCUAUAGGUGUCUUUCCUGUGUCUUGAUUGGUGGUCCGCCUUGUUUUGGUUAGGAAAGAUUGUAGGUACAGAGUAGCUUCGGAGAUAUAUGUUCUUUUCUUACAGGUUAGUUCAAAGUAGGGAAUUCACAUUACGCAUAUAUACGAGUAGGUGACAGUAAUAUCCUGAAGUGCAGAGUUGUUGGGCUAAUUUACUAAUGAAACUCACUACCAUAUCCUUGGAUGUCUUGAUCACCUCAAGGGACAUUAGGGAGCUGAACUCAGGAAUGUUUAUACUAAAGGUGUAGCUAAAGCAACUUCAUGUCUAAAAACUUGAAACUUUGGCUUCCUUCCUGUGGUCAUAUGUAUUUCGUUCUUACAGCUUAUUUCUUUUUCAGUUUAGCAACAAAGGUUAGAUAAAGGCACCCAUAGGUAAAGCGAAACCUGAAGGUUUCUUUCGCUCUCCUCCCUACAGAUCUAUGCUUAUUUCCCAAUAGAUGUAGCUUCUUAUAUAAUUAAAAUAUUGUAUUUUGAGUGUGUUCGUGUUCUAAAAUCAAUAAUGGUGGUAUUCUUGGUAGAACUAAUGCAUUUCAUUAUGAUUUACUAUCUCGACUUAAAAACAUUGACUUAUUUUACAGUCGCUAUGCACAUAUUACGCUGCUAUACGUUUUGUAGUAUUAUCCUUUUAAGAACAAGUGCCGGUGCUAUGUUUUGCUAAUCCAAAAGGUGCAGUUUACCAUUGCCCUUCAAGUAUGGUGCCAACAUAUAUGUGUUUUAACUUUUUGUCCCUUGUUUUGCUAUGUUUAACCUUUCAUGCCCAACUUCUUUGAUAAACUAAUUGUCCCCUUCAAGGCCACUGACUGCAUGACGGAGAGGUUAUCAAUUGGACAGAUUUGUCCUUCAUUUCAUUACUCGGUGCUGACCUCUUUCUCUAUUUUUAUCUCAUUUGUCCAUUACACUUUUUGAAGGAUGAUAAUAAUCUGUCAACAUUGCAGAAUGGCCAUGCUUCUCUUUGUAUUCAUACACAAAUUUGAAGAUUAUAGCUUGAUUUACAUUUGAAUGACUUCGGCUUUAGUGUUUACUAGAAGAGUUGGGCGCGCUUUGCUGCAUCGUUGAUGUAAUUGGGUUUUCAUACUUUUUUUACUCCAUCUAUUUCAAAAUAUAAGGUGUAUUACUCUU
Molecule: messenger RNA, 4150 nt
Organism: Triticum aestivum (bread wheat)
Lineage: Eukaryota; Viridiplantae; Streptophyta; Magnoliopsida; Poales; Poaceae
Product: atherin-like
Exons: 3
Coding region: 1-927 (308 amino acids)
Source: RefSeq, a predicted model, not a curated record